Epinephelus fuscoguttatus (brown-marbled grouper) is the source of this 7770-nucleotide messenger RNA. RefSeq names its product transforming growth factor, beta 5 (gene tgfb5). Lineage: Eukaryota; Metazoa; Chordata; Actinopteri; Perciformes; Serranidae. Gene Ontology annotation, biological process: transforming growth factor beta receptor signaling pathway; BMP signaling pathway; SMAD protein signal transduction. Gene Ontology annotation, molecular function: type III transforming growth factor beta receptor binding; growth factor activity; cytokine activity. Bases 1640 to 2896 code for a protein of 418 amino acids. The transcript is spliced from 7 exons. Gene Ontology annotation, cellular component: extracellular region. The record is from RefSeq and is a predicted model, not a curated record.
CAGCUUAAGAAUUAUGUAUUUAAAUAUUUUAUUUUUUUGUAGACUACAAUGUUAUGCUAGCUGUUUCUCCGUGUUCUCUGUUUAUGCCAAGCUAACAGUUAGCUCUAAGCUAGCUUUAUAUUUAACGUUACUGCACAGAUAUACCUUGUCAUUCUCAUUUAACUCUCUGAAACAAAGUGAAUACCGUAUUUCCUAAAAUGUUGCAAUAUUACUUUAAGCCUGACAUGCCCUCGGGGGUUGUUUACCUGCGGAGAGAGGGGUGGUGCAAGCAUUUUUGUGGAGAGAAGAAAUUGCAAAAUGUAAGUGUGUGUGAGAGAGAGAGAGGGAGAGAGAGGAAGAUGGCUCAUGCCUACAUAAUCACACACUCCCUUCACUUUGGUGGCAACCCGCCCCACCACCACCACCACCUCUCUCACAUCCAGUCCCUCCCUCCUCCUCCUGUCUGAGCAUUUCUCCCAGAGGAUCUGCAGAAUAAUGGAGGCACAUCAUGCAGCAGGUCUCAGUGUUUUCAGCAGAGCUUUCAGACUGGAGCUCAUUUAGCCCGGGCAUCUGUAAUUUACUGUAAAGUUUCCUCUUUUUUUAAAAUUCACAGCACAAGGACUUCUUUCAUAUAUUUUUCUGCGUCAUGGCUUUUUACGUCGUUUGACUUUUUCCGUGUUUUGAUGUUUAUAUGAGGGGGAUUAACAGGCCCACCAUGGUUUUUCCAACAUAAAUCAACAGUUUCUUCCUACGAUUUAGCGCAGGCUGCUUUCUGUUUACCUAUAACGGGGAAUGGGAGGACCUCAUUGGGUUUUUUUAAAAGCUGUAACUAGAUUUUUUGGAAGCGGGCAUGGGCCAGGUUUUUGCUCCACAGAUGGGUGUUUCGGAGGUGAAAGCACGGGCACUGUGCUGCUCCAGAUGAAGUGAGCCGCUCAGGUUUUUGUUUGGAGGAUCUGCGACAUGGGCUGAGCUAUGAUGACUCUUUUCUCUUGACAGCUGUUGCAUUAUCCCGAGGAUGGACGACGGAAAACGGAGACGGAUAAAACUCCAACUUAUCGGUUAGACUGUAAUUAAAUACCUUUAAACGCGGAAAGCGCGCACGCACCGGCACGGGACAACACUGGAGCUUUUGAGCGCACCACAUUGGAAUUCAAGCGUCAGCCAAAUUUCCAAUCACUAAUGUGAGGUUUUUAUAGUGGAGUUUGGUUGUGGUGUGAUAUCAUUUUUGCGUGUAGAUGCAAUUGUUCCUGUACGGAUCUUUUAAACUGUUGCUUUUAACUUAAAUCUAGUCUCUAAACAGUAAAUGACAAUGCGUCUUUAUGCGUCCAGUGUUAAAAUAUGCAGGCGCACGUUUGAACAAUGUUUUAAAAUUAUCUUAGCAGAAUACAUGUUAAGUCAGCAGAUGUGGUUUUCCUUUUCCACAGAAAGUGGUCUGACCAAAAUAGCCUGUUAGAACUAAAUAUUGGAUUUUUUUCUUUAUUAUAUUCCCGUAGUGUUGGAUGUAGUGGUUUAACCCUCAGUUUACGCACGUAUUUUUUAUUCUGGGGUUUUGAGACGUUAGUGACACUCUCCCACAGUGACCCUCACAGUUUCAGCUGGAUUUCCUUCACCGCCGUUCAGAGAGUAGGCUAUCUCUGUCCCUCCGUCUCCUCACCGGACAAUGUGGCUCCCCCGCCUCGCGCUGCUGCUGCUCCGGUUCUCCGGUGUGUUGCUGGUGGAGGGGUUCAACACGUGCCACUCCAUCAACCUUGACGCGCAGAAGUCCCGGCGCAUCGAGGCAGUCCGCGGACAGAUCCUCAGCAAGCUUCGCAUCCGCAGCCCGCCGGAGAAGGACGAGGCCCCGCCGCCUGGCACGGUGCCCCCGGAGGUCAUGCUGCUCUACAACAGCACGCGGGAGCUGCUGAAGGAGCGCGCGCGUCUGGCGGAGUCGGCGUGCGAGCGCGAGAGCAGCGAGGAGGACUAUUAUGCCAAAGAGGUGCAGAGGAUUGACAUGCUGCCCCCACGCACCGACACAAAUGCGGUACAGCCAGCAGCCCCCAACCCCCAUUACAGAGUGGUCCACUUCGACGUCAGUGGGGUGGACCUGACUAACAGCACCCUGGUCAAAGCUGAGUUUAGGAUCUUCAGAGCUCCCAACCCGCAGGCCCGGGCCUCAGAGCAGAGAGUGGAGAUAUAUCAGCUGCUGAAGCCAGAUGAAGAAAGCACCUCCACUCAACGUUAUAUUGACUCCCGCACGGUGCAGCCGAAGGCAAAGGGAGCCUGGAUCUCUGUGGAGGUUACAGAAACCAUAAAGGACUGGGUGUCAGAUCCAGAGAAUAAUCUUGGCCUGAAGCUGGGUGUCCACUGUCCCUGCUGCACCUUCGUUCCAUCCACCAAUAACAUUGUUCCCAACAAGAGUGAGGAGCUGGAGGCUCUCUUUGCAGGUUUGGAUGAUGAGCAGCUUCGUCAGAUAAGAAAGCCCGGUCAGGUUAAAGGCCAGGCAGAUUUCACCACCAAGACGCCACACCUCAUCCUCACCGUGCUGCCCAGUGACAGAGUGGACAACCCGGCCAAGAAGAACCGCAAAAAGAGGGCGGCCGCCACAGACACCACAACCUGCUCCCGCGGCUCGGACCAGGGCUGCUGCCUGCGCUCGCUCUACAUCGACUUCAGGAGGGACCUCAACUGGAAGUGGAUCCACGAACCCAAAGGUUACAAAGCCAACUUCUGUGCCGGCAGCUGUCCUUACCUCUGGAGUGCCAACAACCACUAUAACAUGAUCCUGCCCCUCUACAACAAGCUGAACCCUGAGGCCUCCGCCUCACCCUGCUGCGUUCCUCAGGACCUGGAGCCCCUCACCAUUAUGUACUUCAUAGGCCGCACACCACGUGUCGAGCAACUCUCCAAUAUGGUCGUCAAAUCCUGCAAGUGCCGCUGAGUUCAGAGGAAGAGGUGAGGGAGGAGAGUGAUUACGGGACCAAAACUACAAACUGUUUGUGCUGGGGGGGAAGACGAGAGGACAGACAGAUCCUUUGUUCAUUAAUCUUCGCUGUUUGAUCACCUUUAGCAGACUUUUCAGAUGUUAUAUUUUUACUCAAAUAUCCCAUUCUUUACAGGCAUGAAAACUUCUUCGAUCUCUGGAACUUUCCGUUUGUACAUAUGACAAUAUAGCUGUAUUAAACCUAUACCUGGAUAUUAAAGGGGGUGUUGUGUGAUUUGGCCACAUUUGGUCAGCAUGAAAAGGAUUCUUUUUAUCUGGAUUUUGAUUCCACCUCGGUCGUAUAUUCCUGCGGCCGCGGGCAGCGGAGCGAGCUAGACGUGUUUGCUUUAGGUUUGAAGGUGUUGAUAGGAAGGAGGCGGCGUGGAAAGGUUUGCAGACUGAGAUCUUUAGGCGAGGGAGGCAGAUAGAAAAGAGAGAGAGAGGAGCUGUGUCCAGGCGGAGGCCCUGCCAGCUCUCUGCGGUUCCCGGGCUGAAAUCUGCCCGGCGUAAACAGGAUGUGAAAGAUUUCCAGACACCGACCCGACCACUCACGGAACGCUAGAUUUAAAUGCUCCCCUCAUCUCCUCUGUCUCUCUCCCUCUCUCUCUGCUGCUCGAGGUUCUGGGAUUUGUGGUGGGAGGAGAGAGGGAGAAAAGAGAGGCUUUGAAAAUGAGACGUGGGAUGAUAGGGCUGUAUUUGGAACGGCUACAAGUUUGGAAGGUGGUAUUUUGCAGCCUUAGCAAAUUUGUACCUAUUUGGGUCUGACUCAAAUAUUCCGUAAUCUCACACUCUCAUGCUCAUUUUCUGAAUGUGCAUUUAUUAUCUUAUUCUAAAGAAGCUGUUGACUCAUCACUAUUCCUAUGCUAUUAUUAUAUCAUACCUAUGUUUUACCACCAGCCUCACUGAUACACACACACACAUACACACAUACACACACACACACAUACACACAGUCUCUCUCUUCACCCAAGUAUCCACAUUGACCACUUUUGAUAGAAUGUCUAAAUGCUGAAAAUAAAAAACAUCCCCAGGGCUCAUUUUAAAUAUAGGCUCUCUGGUAUGCCAGUGGUUUGUCUGUGUGUGCGCAUGUGUGUGUGUGUGUAAGUGUGUGAGAGACAGAGAGUGACUGGGUGUGUUGUGUGUAUGGACAGUAUGUCUGUGGCUGGUGAGGUCAUGCCUGAUAGCACAGAAAUUAUUUCCUGGCAUAUAUUGUGAAUUUUAUCAUGAUUGUGACGGGCGUUGUUGCCUCGAUGACCCUGCAGAAAGUGAGAUGUGGAUUUAUGAAUUUGUGUGUGUGAGUGUGAGUGUGAGUGUGAGUGUGUGUGUGUGUGUGUGUGCGUGUGUGUGUUUUGAAAACUUGGUCGACAAUAAAGUCUCAGUAGCAGUCCAGUCUGACAAAUACAAGGCCGUCACAACAACAUUCGGUCCUGGAUGGUACUAACAGAGCCAGCGGUUUGCUGAGGUUACAGCUUGUUUCUGAUUGGCUGGCAAAGUGUUUUUAAAAUAACAUUGUAUAAGGUUGUGAAGUGGGAGGGACCGCUGGUUUCAUACUUUUUUUUCUCCUCCAUUCUGUAUUCUCAUUUCAUUUUUUUUCUUUCAACAAUAUCCUGAAUGUUUCCUAACAUAGAAAUGCAGGACUCUCCCAGAUUAUGUAACCGUCAUAUAGGCUGCGGUGGAAUUUAGCUGACUACUCAAGUGCUGUACUUAAGUACAUUUUGACAUACUUUACUUGCGUAUUUCCAUUUCAUGGUACUUUAUACUUCUAUUCCUCCAUGUUAGAGGCAAAUAUUCUACUUUUUCAUCACUAUAUUUAUUUUAAAGCUUCAGUUACUAGUUACUUUGCAAAUUUAGAUUACUGAUACAGAAUAAAUAAACUAUGUUAUUACAUACUAAUAAAGGUUAAGCCACUGAGCAGUGUAUAUAGAGACAAAUUAGCCCCACCUUUACCAGCUGCAACACUAAAGUGAUGAACACAUGAAAACAUCAAUAUUUACUACUCAGUAAUACUCAAAAAUGGGCCAUGCUUGCCUGAUAUCAGACAGAAUUAUCAGCUUGUUUCAAGCUCCAAUCAAUUUCUGUGCGGGAGGGGGAUUCACUUUCUCUAACCCAGUCACUAGAGACUGACAUUUCUACCUGAAUCAUAAUCAAUAUUGAUGUGUAGCCAUGGCAGCAUACUGGUUUUGGCGGGGUUUUAAAAGUGGAGCAGAGUGAAAUAAAAGUUGGGUGAUAAUAAAAAGACAUGUCGUCUAUAGCAGCGUCUGUCUUAUCUACAUCGGUCUCCAUCGGUCUCCAUUGUUGUUAUUGCUCCUCGUUUAUUCUGGCAAACAGCUUGACAACGCUUGAUAACUGUUUGAGUCCUGCUUGUGGCAUUGAUUGGCUAAGCGUUAGUCUCUCCAUGACGAUCAUUGGAUCGAUUGCUUUUUCAAUCAAGAAACCAUUGUUUUAUGUCAUGAUGUCAGAUGAAUCAGACAACCCAAAAAAAGAGAGACGACUGGUUGCUUUGUAUAUAUAAAUGUGGAUCAAAAUCUUGUGUCAGGAACAACAGAAUUGACAGGACGGCAAUCCAGGCACUCCGAAAAAAUACAGAAAAUCGAGGAGGGAAAUCUUAAAAAGCCUUUUUUGUAGUAGCUAAAUCAUUAAAAGAGCCAUCAGGUUUCAACCACUGUAGGUCUUCAUCAGGGCUUUCAAAACAUACAACGCAGGUAUGGCCACACCUAUAUAGUGGCAGGAACCAAUCAGAGGCCAUCACAUGACCCAUAUAAUGGCAUGGCAGGGGAAACAAAUAAACAAUAAUGACAAAAAGAACAAGUUAAUAAAAAACAUAGUGACAUGACAAGAUAGCCAGAAAAAAAACAAUUUAAAUAUAUAGACACCUAUCUUAACAUAGGCUCUGAGAAAAAUGGUGAAGCUUGUAGAGAAUAAUGACAAAUCACAAAAAACUGUGAAGUCUAUAUCCUCAUUGAGACCAGGAUACUUUAAAGCAUCCAGUAGAUGGAUCCAAAAAGCUUCCCUUUGAUUAAGUUUGUAUUCUGUCACUGUCAAUCAAUCCUGAAUCAGACAACCUGGUGGAGUGGGCGGUUUCAAUGGCGCAAGGGUUAUUUUCAUAGUGGGUACUUUCACUUUUGGUACUUAAAGUUUGAUUGAUGUUAAUACUUUUGUACUUUUGCUUUUAGAGUAUUUUUUGCACUGUAGUAUUGAUACUUUUACUCAGGUAAAAGAUCCAAAUACUUCGUCCUCCCACCUCAUGUUUUAUCCCUUUUUUUGUCUUAGUCGACAGCUUUUAAUACUACAACUGCAUCUGUUGCCACGGAGAAUCCCUAUCAUUACAGCUGAUAUUUUUAAGUGCCAUUAUGCAGUGCUGUUUGCACCACAAUUUAGUUUACCACACUAUAUUGGGUUUAGGGCUGAAAUCACAUAGAUGGAUAUGUAAAAACUGUCUAAGUUAAACCCAAACUACCUUCAUGCAUAGAUCCUCCUACAGGUGUAUUAUAUUUGUUAUUUCUUUUUUUAAAUUUUUAUUUUGGUAAACUGAUAGAAAAAUACAAAAACAGGUCUGCACACCAGGAAGUGCUCCUUUUGAAAAUUUAAAUCACAUCACCACAUGUGACAUUUCGGGCACCAGCCCUUCAUCGGACACUGGUGCGGACCUGUUUUUGUAUUUUUGUAUUUGUUCCUCUGUCCAGCAACCAGUAUUUAUCGUUUUUGGAUGUGCGUGAUGUUUUUUAAAUCAUUUUGGUGAAAUGAUCCUUUAAUGUCCUGCAACUGAUGUGUCUGUCUUCACUGAAGAGCGUUUUGUCUGGAUGACUCCUGCUGUUAAAAAAGCUUAAAGAGAUACAAACUGUUCUCCAGCCAUCGCAGUAAAAUUGUUUUUUCUAAGCCACAGUGAGAAUGCAGCCUCACUCUGUGUGUGUGUGUGUGUGUGUGUAUGUAUCUAUGUGUGUGUGUCAGGGUGCUAGUGCUCAAGCUGUGGUGAGGCUCCCUCCCCCCAGAGUAAACUAGCCCCAGCAUCUGUUAGUCUUUUCCACUUAACUACCCCUUGCUAUAUCCAACCUGUACUUAUCCCACGGUAGAGCGCCUUGCUCUGUCUCACACUGGGUCCCACUGUCCUUGGGAGGGAAGUCUCUCGACCCCCGCUCACACACACGCACACAGACAGACAUAACAUAAACUAUGUCCGUGCCUUUGACCUUGUGAGGGAGUGUGCAGACAGACCCAUACGUCCAUACAUCCGGCCUGUAUAGCCUUCAUAUAGCCAAAUCCGUCAUGAUCCUUGGCCCUGGUUCGUCUCACACUGACCAAAAAAUCUAAGAGAGCCCUUGAUAAGAUUUUCUAAGGAUGACCGAAAGCACUUCUCUCUUUCUCACAUGCACCUUGUGGUCCGGGUCAAAUAUAGCUCACAUUACAGGUUUGGACGAGACUUUAUUCGUCACACAACUACAUUGAAAUUGGUUCCUAUUUAUUUCUGGCAGUUAAAUUAAAAUACAGCUCUCGGGGCAACAGGACACCAUAAACAGAAAAUAAAAAGUUAUACAAGCAGCAGAGCAGUAAUGAGACACAGGAGUAAACAGAAGAUACCGAUCUGUGGCCUCAGCAUUAUUGAAGCCAUAUUCUUUGAGCAGUCAAACUUGGAGACCAGAGCUGUAUUUGAGGCCCUGCUGGGACAAAACAGCUGGUAGGCCAAACCCACAGAGGCCCAGCUGUUCCCUGUAUAAACACAGGAGGGCGACAUUUCUGUUAUUUCUCUCUGGAUUCAAAGUAAAAUGUGACAUUAGAUAGUUUUUAUUGAUUGUUAAAUCUAUCUAUACUGAGCUGAGCUUAUUGCAAAGGUGACU